Messenger RNA from Leptidea sinapis, 6825 nucleotides. Its product is annotated as synaptotagmin-like protein 4. Bases 336 to 5930 code for a protein of 1864 amino acids. Gene Ontology annotation, molecular function: neurexin family protein binding. Gene Ontology annotation, biological process: exocytosis. NCBI's taxonomy places the organism in Eukaryota, Metazoa, Arthropoda, Insecta, Lepidoptera, Pieridae. The transcript has 10 exons. Gene Ontology annotation, cellular component: exocytic vesicle; plasma membrane. The record is from RefSeq and is a predicted model, not a curated record.
AGUCAAUAGCCAUCUAUUUGACCAACUCACCGGUUGGAAAAGACGAAACGAUCGAACGAAACAUUUUCAAAUAUCGAACCUUUAUAUACAACAAUAUACUUUCAUAUAAAAUAAAAAGUUCUUGUGAGUGUUUUACUUAAACCGUUUUAAAAAUAAAGUGUCUAAAAAGUGCGCUAAAGUGACUCUACAUUAAUAUGUCAAAAUGCCUACCUGAGUUAAAACCUGAUUUUAGUUUUAGUGGCAGAGCUUUUUGUUUCACAGCUCGAAAGUUUUAAAAGAAGGAUUCUAAAACCAUUGUACUUUUGUAGGGUCCCCGCGCAUGUCAUGCAGUCAAAAUGCAAACAACAAGAGAAUCAAGUCGUGCAAAGCGUAACAUAAAGAGAAAGAACUCCAGAAAGAAAUCCUUAUCUCCCUCCGACUUGAAAUGCGUCAGAACUGAUGUUCCCAAAGCUGAGAGUUCCGCGAAAGGGAAACACAGAAGGAGUAACAUACAGCGGACACUGACUCAUCCAAUUACCUGUUCGGACUUGAGCGAUGUGUCAAUCGAUAGUGUUCUGGGUGCCAUAAAAGCUGACGCAGUGCCACAAGAAAGUGAUGAAUCUCAUGUUCCUCCGACAAGCAGCGAUAGAGAUACUGAAGAUGAUGCAAGAGUGCAGGUCACGUCGGCUCCGGCGAGGUCCAGGUGGGAUUCAGGGAGUGAAAUGGAUUCCUUAGUGUCUAUCGUUGUGCGGAAGGCAUCGGCACGGCGACGUCGAACGCCUGCUAACCAAGACUGGGGCGUCAGCUGUGAGCCGGGCGAAAUAAGCGAACCAGAGACCGGUCGCAUGCGUCCCGAGGACUACCGACUCGUAUUCCUGAGCUCAGACUCGUCGUGCCGCGAGGACACAGAGGAUUCGGCCUCCACUGCAUCCUCAGCAGCGCCACCCGUUCCUGACGAUUGUGACUGGGACUACUUUGAACCGGGUGCAGCGACAGCGCCACCUCUACCGCCACAGCCUCCUCCAAAGCACACCCCACUGGAGUGUCCGAGAGCCUGCUCUUGUGGUGCUGAACCUCGCUUUGUUGCUGUACCCGUCCCAGUCCCUGUACCAAUUCCAGCCGCCCUUUGGCCAGCCCUACUCGCGUUCCCACCACAAACACCCCCAACGCCGCAUUGGAACACAUACCCAGGCUUCCCACAACUAGAUGCCGCUGCCCUCGCUCGUUUCACUACGGCUGCCGCCGUUGCAGUCACUGCUGCUGCCACAGCUAAUGCAUUACCACAAAAAAGUAGACUCGAGAUGACCGUAGAAAAAAACGAUAAAGCAAUUCAGUCCGAGCAACAAGUACCUGCGCCUCGCGAUAACGAUAAGAGCGAUAACAAUAUCGAACUCGCCGACCAACAUGAUUCGUCAGACGAUAUUAAGGUGAUUGCCGAAGACGAUUCUGUGUCGGUUUUAUCGGGUUCGGCGGACAUGCCUGACCAUUUAGACGCUGAGAAAGCAUUCCCAUCAUCCAACGAGUCAGCUGAUUCAAGUGAUUCGGAGGCAGUUGCACACAGGAGCUAUGACCUCAGAAGUGGUGCUCCUGAAGAACCUCAAACGACGGAUGAGGAUUCUGAUGAUUCCGGAGGAGGAGCGGGACAGUUUUCACGAGUUUUUGUGGUUAAUCCGGCUGACUCUUCCUCAGAACUCGACGAUAACGCUGAUAGUAGUGGUAUUGAUUGCGAAGACUCUGAUGACAAGAAAUCUGACGACUUAGAAAUUCUAGCCGUAGCGGCUGCACCUUCAAACGAGGACUACAGUGAUAAUAAUGAUCAUGAUGAAGUGGCAUCAGGGAACAAUGUGGUGGUUCUACAAUCAGUUAAUUUUACAGAAGAAUAUAGCGUGUUCCCGUUUCAGCACUCGCAAAACUACGAAUGUGAAAAUAGUUAUUGCGAUCAAGGUAUGCUUUUAAGCGAAACUAGUGAUCGGUAUAACAGUUUUAAUGAAGCGUGCAGUGAUAAGGAUCAUAACAACUAUGAUUCCUUGAACAACAGUAGUUUACAGAGUCAGAAUUCCUCUGACAUUAUAGAGUGCGAUUCGCUGGAUAACUCAAUAAAUUCGAACUUAAAAGUUGCGGUUAAUUUGUUCACUGAUGCCGAAAACUUUGAGGUACAAAACUUAAUCCUACAACAAACAAAAGAAUCUACACCACCCCAGCUGACAAGUGCAACCACAGCGUAUUCAAUAUCUGACGACAAUAAUAUUGACUUGUUCAAAGGAAUCGAACGUACGCUCACUGAGUUAUUGAAGAAAGAAUCAUUGGAGGAGUGCGCUGCGGAGAAACCGCACAGUGCGCGGCCGGUUUGCGUUGAGACGGGGCGGGGAGAGAAGGGCGGCAGCGCCGGCGCAGGUGUAGUGACAACAGUUUGCCGCUCGCGCCCGCCCGAUGCGGACACUUCCGCGCGCUUUACUAGCCGCGUUAUGAUAACGCACGACCGUGUCUCGGUCGUCACGUCAGACACGACGCGGCUAAUGCGUGACAUCACAGUGCACCAUACCAACCUGGAUCACGAGCCGGGGACGGAGGGUCGUGCUCAGCAAACAGACCCCAACGAACGAUCCGACAACGAAUCACCGCAACCUUCGGGCGGAGUUACUGUUCUAAGCAAUGCCGACACUCUCUCCGAGGUUGGUUGCCUCGAGGAGGGCCUCGCGGACGACGACUCGUGGGUCGAAGAGGUCGGCUAUGACGACGACAAUACCUCACAAUCUGACUCUGACUCGGGGGAUGAAGCCACCCUACAUACUCGCGCGGAAGACGUGGCGUAUUGUAGGCGUACCUUAGAUUUCACGCUGCAUACUAUAGUGGAAGAAAGUUGUGAAGAAAGCGAAACCGAGCACACAACAAAAAAACCGCGGCCUGUAUCGGCCACGGAUUUGGAAAAGUACUUUUUCUUUGACCUUGGCGAUGGGAAAAACGUUCGCGCCGACGAUGAUCAAGUUUCGGAAGCGUCCAGUGUGUGUAGUGAAGGUGCGGAGUCGAUUGUUGAUAAUGAACAACCAAAGCGGAGUGGUGAUAGUGAUGAACUCGUGUCUUCUAGGUUAGAAAAGUAUUUUUUGUCGGGCUUUAUGGGAUUUAAACAAGAGAGACGGGAUUCGGACGGUUCGGGGAGUGUAGGUAGUGACAGUGAAGGUAAACAAAGCCCCGAGCAGCGAAGAAAGCGUCUGGUGCGUGCUCGGGGUACGCCAAGGUCGCAUUCGUCCUCUUUGGACAACCUUUUAGCCAGUGAUGAGCCUUCUCAAGAAAAUCAGGAAGCGUCGGACGCUUCCAGCACCGAGACUGAAGGCCGUCACGAAUCCCUAGAGAGGUUGGAUUUUGAAAAUAAGCGUAAAAAACAAACCAAAAAGACUCGAGGGUCACCCGCAGACGAGAGGCGCCAGUCAGUCGAGUUCCCAGAAGAAGCCCGAGACGAUACGAGGUCGGUAUCCGAGGGCGAGGAGGGUAGAUCAACGCCUCGACCGGAAUUCCCACCACUUGGUUCCGAAUUAUCUGAAUCUAAAAAGCAAACAAGUAGGGACAGCGGUUUUGUGGGGAGCUGCGAUGACCUUUUACGGAAUGGCGACUCCAGCUCAGAGUUUACUCGAUCUCUUGAAUCAAAACCGGAAUUGGAAGAAAUAAUUGAAGAAACUCGACCGGAUGUUGAAGAACGCAUAGAGCAACCGCCAUUAACGAAACCUCCACCGACACCUCUCACCCGCAAAGAUAGCUUUAAUAAUUGGUCUUCAGAUGAAGAAACUAACUUAAUGAUGACGAAAAUGAGACAAUUCUUUAAACAAAUGAUUAAUUCAACAAACGUUAAAACCUCCACACCUGUAUCGACAAACUCUGAGUGUACAAAGCCGCCCAAACCGCCACAAUUAUUGUAUUUCGAAAGCGAAUUGACUAGACUUAUGAAAACAGUACCGGGUAUUCGCGACGAAGAGGUCCGCGAAAUAGUGGAGUACUUAUCGAGUGAAGAUACGUGGAGUGAUUCAUACGACUCGUCGGAUUACGCGGGAUCUGAUUUAGAAGGCUCUGUGAACAGGUCCGCGUUGAGGAAGCAGAUAUCGGAGAGUUGUCGAGAGAUAAUUGAUGAGUUUGAUAAAGGGAGUAAUGAUACGGGUUCUUUGGAGCGAGAUGCGGUUGGAGCUUACCAGAGGUUGGCUGCGACUUUGGGCAGGGCUGGGGAAGGUUCGCCGCCUCUGUUCGGAAAGGUGAUGCGUCAUAUUGGCGGGCGAUUAGUGGCGUUAAUGCAUGAGGUGUCAGCUGGUGCAUCCCCUAGUACUGAUGAUGAUAGUGCGUCCGAACCGGGCGCCUUAGCCCGGAGCCGAUCUCAUGAUAUACUGGAAGCUGCAGCCAGUCGAGGAAGUGUUGCAAGUGAUAGUGAACGGUUUUCGUGGCGUGGUAGUUUUGAGUCGGCUUUACUGGCGGCUGACUCCAGAGGAACGUUAGGUGGUGGUGUGUGCGAGGCACGGCGCUCCCCUGCAGGCGCGGAGCUCGCAGCCCUGAAGUCCCACUCGAGGAGCUGUGGAGCUAUCAGUGGCAGCGAGGACAGGCUGUGGCGGGGCCGCCGCCGCGCUUCAGCACCUGAUGCCGAGUCUGAAGAAGAGCAAAGGGCUGGCUCUUUGCCACGGCUGCCAUCAAUAACUGGCAAUAGCACUGCACCAGCGGGGCCCGUCAAGUCAGCUCGCUACAGAGCGCCAGGCUUCAGAACAGCAACAAGAGCUGCUUCAGCUCCAGGUCUUCACGCGCCGAGGAGAAGAAGACCACCAUCAACGCCUCAGCUUCCACCACCCUCGGCGCCGGCGUCGGCCCCUAGCUUACAAGAUGAAGUGUAUCUAUCAGAGACCAACAUAUCCCCUGGUCAUGCUACCUUACCCAAACGAUCCAGCUCACCUUUACCACAUGACAGAGAUAUCGACAGAGACCGGUUUCCACACAACAGGAGUGGCUUGCAGGCUAGAUCUGAGUCGAUGGCGUCGGUGUACUCCGGAGCUGGUGAGGGCAUGAGAGGUAGCGUGACUGUGAGGGGAGAGGUUCAGUUCUCGCUGCUGUACAACUACCGCCUGGGGGCGCUGGAGGUCGGGGUCAAGAGGUGUCGCGAUCUGGCGCCCGUCGAUGUCAAGAGGAAUCGGUCUGAUCCUUAUGUUAAGGUGUACUUGUUACCAGACAAGUCCAAGACUGGCAAGAGGAAGACCAAAGUGAAGAAGAACACCCUGAACCCCGUGUUCGAGGAGUCGCUGAGCUUCACGCAGCCACUGGGGGCGCUGUCGUCGCGCACUCUGUGGCUCAGCGUGUGGCACGCCGACAUGUUCGGACGUAACGACUUCCUGGGGGAGGUGGCGCUACCACUGGCCGAUGUCGUGUUCGACGACCCCGCGCCCACGUGGUACAAGCUGCACGAACGGACUGAACAAUUCGACGAACAACAAGGUACAAGAGGCGACAUCAUAAUUGGACUCAAGUUUGAGCUGCAAGAAGGAAGUUCUAACAGAGGAAAGGGAACUCUCCACGUUCUCGUGAAGGAGGCCAAGAAUCUCGUCGCAACCAAACCCAACGGUCUCGCUGACGUCUUCUGUAAGAGCUACCUGCUUCCUGAGCGCGGUCGUCUGGCCAAACAGAAGACGAGCGUCGUGCGGAGGACGCUCAGUCCUCGGUGGGAGCACACGUUCACGUACCGCGGCCUCACUAUGCAGGAGCUGGCCACUAGAGCGCUCGAGCUGAGCCUGUGGGACCGGGACCGGCUGGCGUCCAACGACUUUAUGGGAGCCGUGCGACUGUCUCUCGGAACAGGUACAUACAUGGGCGCGAACGUAAACUGGAUGGACAGUAUUGGUAAAGAAGUAUCUCUAUGGCAGACUAUGAUGCAGCGUCCCAAUUUCUGGGUUGAGGGAUCACUGCCACUAAGGCCUCAACUGAACAACUAACAUUAUCUCAGUGAUAUUUAUAAUCAUACAAGAUACAUUUAAACUUUAAUUAUAUUUCAAGACGAUAUUGCUGAAGCCAUAAACAGCUCGUUAGCUCAUAAGCUAUAUUUAUAAAUAUUCUUGUUACUCCUUAUUAAAAUAGGUAGCAAUUGUGCUGCAUAUUUACCGAAGGCCAAUUACCAAUUCUUAUCAAUACCAAAUAGACAAUUGAAAUGACAAGAUCUGACACAAAAAAUUCUAAUGACCAUACAAAUGCUAUUUUAGUAAUAUCGCGAAUGAGUGUCAAAAUAUAACCGUAUAUUAUAUAAGUUCUCUGUGUUCUGUUUCUAUUCUUUGUAUAAAUUUAUAUUCUAAUUCUUAAUGUGUGAUCUUAUCAUCUACAACGAAAAUCUUGUACAUUAUGACUGACAAAACAUAUUGUCAAUUGGGGCCAAGUUAAAUAAUUAUAUUUUUAUAAGUAUUAAAAUUUUUACACUAAGUACUUAAUUAUAUCUUUCUACUAGUAAAAUACUCUUCUAUGUAGUGAUGAUACAUAGUGUUAUGUUUAGAUGUGCCAAUCUAAUAAACUAUUGAGACAUCCUGAUGUAAAUAAAUACAUUCCAAUUGAAUAAAAAUUAUGUUUUUAAUUUCUAGUUGAUAAGAAGUAACAUUAACGCAUUUAAUGACUACUGUACAAAUUAAUGUUUUUACAAGUUGUAUGGAUCUGCUCAUAAUAUAAUUAGAAUGUAUAAUAUAUAAUUCCACCUUAGAUCUAAGUGUACUGAAUUAUUACUGCAAAAUAACGUCCAUAGUAUUAAAUAAACUACUUAAACGUCUAUUUAAAUAUAGCUUCGUUUUAUAAAUAAUUAUUUUUAAUAAUUAAUGUUAAAGAUUUUGAAUAAAUAUUUCCACAUAA